Prunus armeniaca (apricot) is the source of this 915-nucleotide messenger RNA. NCBI's taxonomy places the organism in Eukaryota, Viridiplantae, Streptophyta, Magnoliopsida, Rosales, Rosaceae. The record is from the annotation of a GenBank genome assembly.
AUGGAGUUCUUCAAAAGCUGGCACAUCCUCUGGCUGCUCUUUUCUCUGUCAUUUUCAUCAUCAUCUUCUUUUGUGCAAGCCUCAUAUGGCUAUGACCCUGAGUCCUUGAGCACUCUUUUCCAUGAUUAUGCAAACGCAACUCUAAGGAACCCUCAUACUGGCACGCUAUACAAUAUUUCUCUCCCUGCUAAUUUCUCUGGCAUGGAAGCUUCAUUUGUUAGGGUCCUUAGUGCAAAGUUUUGGAGUAGAGGAGCAAAUUUCAGUUCAUUUCAAAUACCACCAAGGGUUAUUCCAAUGCCUUAUGGAAGAAGGCUAGCCAUAGUGUUUGAGAAUUUAGGCAAUUGGUCUUCAAGUUACUACCAAAUGUCCAAUUACACAUUGGUUGCUCCUGUUGUUGGCUUCAUGGCUUAUGAUUCUCCAAAUGCAACUCCAAUAGGAAACCAGAAGCUCAAUUUCACUACUCAGGGUGACCCCAUUACAAUCCGGUUUUCUCAUAUUGAUGAUGUGCAAGGGAAAAAUGUGACACCAAAAUGUGUCCAAUUUGGUGCCGCUGGGAGCUUUGAGAUCAAGAACAUGACCAAGGAAAAUGAGUGCACUACACAUGGUUUAGGCCAUUUUUCCAUUGUUGUUCCAUCUCCACCUAGGCCAGCGCCAACACCAACUCCAGAGAAGAAAAAGAGGCAUCGGAAAGGGUUGGGGAAAGGGUUUGUAGUUGGAAUUGUGCUUGGGUUGGUUUUACUGGGAUUGGUAAUGAUAGCCAUAUUCAAGUUAUGGUGGAGGAAGAAACUUAAAGCUAUGGAGAUGCAGUCUGAAAAAGAUGUGGCUUUUGAUACAUUUUGGGUUGGGAGAAGUAAAAUGCCUUCUGCAUCAAUGACUAGAACCCAACCAUAUCUUGAACAUGAAUAUGUUCCUUGA